Molecule: messenger RNA, 2145 nt
Organism: Dryobates pubescens (Downy woodpecker)
Lineage: Eukaryota; Metazoa; Chordata; Aves; Piciformes; Picidae
Gene: SH3GLB2
Product: SH3 domain containing GRB2 like, endophilin B2
Exons: 12
Coding region: 217-1443 (408 amino acids)
Biological process (GO): membrane organization
Cellular component (GO): cytoplasm; membrane
Molecular function (GO): protein binding
Source: RefSeq, a predicted model, not a curated record
CCCGACCCUGCCGCCCGCUCCGCUGGCAGCUCGGCGCUCCGCUCCCGCCUGCGCGCUGCGCGGACGCCCGUCCCGGUGCCGGCAGGGUCCGCCGGUGACCCGCAGCCCUUUUACGAGGCUGCAGCGCGGCUCCGGAGGCAUCGAUCGGCGCUAUAAAGGGCGGCAGCCGCGGUGACAGCGGGGGCGCGGCUGGCGGAGGCUGCUCCGGGUGCCACCAUGGACUUCAACGUGAAGAAGCUGGCGUCGGACGCGGGGGUCUUCUUCUCCCGCGCCAUGCAGUUCACUGAGGAGAAGCUGGGCCAGGCUGAGAAGACUGAGCUGGAUGCCCACUUCGAAAACCUGCUGGCCAGGGCAGACUGCACCAAGAACUGGACCGAGAAGAUCCUGCGCCAGACGGAGGUCCUGCUGCAGCCCAACCCCAGUGCCAGGGUAGAAGAGUUCCUCUACGAGAAGCUGGACCGGAAGGUGCCCUCCCGAGUCACCAACGGGGAGCUGCUGGCACAGUACAUGGCAGAGGCUGCCAACGACUUCGGGCCAGGGACACCUUAUGGGAAGACCUUGAUCAAGGUUGGAGAGACCCAGAGGCUGCUGGGCGCCGCAGAGCGAGACUUCAUCCACACUGCCUCCAUCACCUUCCUCACCCCCCUGCGCAACUUCCUGGAGGGGGACUGGAGAACCAUCUCUAAGGAGCGCAGGAUCCUGCAGAACCGGCGCCUGGACCUGGACGCCUGCAAGGCUCGGCUCAGGAAGGCCAAAGCUGCCGAGGCCAAGGCCACGGCUGUGCCUGACUUUCAGCAGACCAGACCCCGCAAUUUCGUGCUCUCCGCCAGCGCCUCCGCGCUCUGGAACGACGAGGUGGAAAAGGCGGAGCAGGAGCUGCGGCUGGCGCAGACCGAGUUCGACCGGCAGGCAGAGGUGACCAGGCUGCUGCUGGAGGGCAUCAGCAGCACCCACGUGAAUCAUCUGCGCUGCCUGCAUGAGUUCGUGGAGGCCCAGAGCAGCUACUAUGCACAGUGCUACCAGAGCAUGCUGCAGCUGCAGCAGCAGCUGGGCAGCUCCAAGGGAGAGAUCUUUUCCGGCACCUUCGUCGGCAAUGCAGACUCCACCUCCCCGCUCCCGGCCACGGCCUCCCCUCCAGCGGCGGCUGCCGGCCCGCUCCCGGCCGUGCCCACCAUCCCCGUGGUGCCCACCCUGGCCGGGGUGCCCAGCACGGUGGCAGAGAGCGUCCUGAACCCCAGCGAGGUGCAGCCCCCCGCCAGCGGCACCCGCAAGGCCAGGGUGCUCUACGACUACGAGGCAGCGGACAGCAGCGAGCUGGCACUGCUGGCAGAUGAGCUGAUCACCGUCUACAGCCUGCCGGGCAUGGACCCAGACUGGCUCAUAGGGGAGAGAGGCAACCAGAAGGGGAAGGUUCCUGUCACUUACUUGGAGCUGCUCAGCUAAAGGCCUCCAAGGGGAAGGUUCCAGAAGGCUGCCCCCAGCUCCUGGCACUCCUCCUGUGGAUCUCCACCCGGGCCCAGCGCUGUCUCCAGGGCUGGCACUGCACUCCCGUGGGCACGGUGGGCAGGGAGGGGAAGGGUUUGGGGAUGGCUCCCAGGACUGAACUGGUUCCCCCCCCGUGCAGCCUGCUUUGAGUCUCAAUGGCACAAGGCUCCUUGGUUCCUUUUCUCCACUCCCCCCUGGUCCUGGCAGCAGCUUCCCCAGCCCCAGCUGUGCCCUCAGCUCCCAGGGUGUUCCCUGUCCCUCCCCUCCUCUGCAGCAGUCGAGUUGCCCAGGUUGGACCAUGCAGCAUUCCAGGGGGCAGUGCCCCCCCCAGCCCCAGCUCCUCAGGAAGCUGAGUUCCAGCACUGAGAGCCUGCAAGCUGUGGGGGAGCAGAGCACAAAGCUCCCCAGGAGCCACUGAUGGCUUCCAGCUAGGACUGGGCUCUGGAGCUGGAGGGAGCCCAGGGGCUGUUGGAAAGCAAACCUCAGUGCAAGGGACCACAGCUCCUGCUUGCACCUCCUGCCAGCAGCUGCUCUGGGCUGCUCUUUGCAGCCUUCCCACAAGCUUUGCCCCAGGUUCUUGUCCAGGCUUCCUUCUGUGUCUGUCCCAGGCAUGUCCCAGACUUUGUUUCCACCCCAGGUGAUGGAUUUGACCAAUGCCCC